Messenger RNA from Drosophila eugracilis, 612 nucleotides. RefSeq lists its product as uncharacterized. The record is from RefSeq and is a predicted model, not a curated record. The coding region runs from base 1 to 528 and encodes 175 amino acids. NCBI's taxonomy places the organism in Eukaryota, Metazoa, Arthropoda, Insecta, Diptera, Drosophilidae. The transcript has 2 exons.
AUGCCGCCCUGCCAGCUUAAAGUUUUUCUGAUCCUGUGGACAGCCUCAAUGUGCUUGGGAAUGAACUUAGAGGCCCGAGUAGAAUCGAUUGGUGCUAUAGAAGGUGAUAAGGAAACUCUUUUCACUUUUACAACGCGACUUUUAGGGAGAGAACGACUGUUAAAUGGAUCAAUUAUUAAUCAUGUCGACCUAGACGAGUCCUAUGAAGUUUGGCUUGAUAUUGAUCAAUAUAGGAAUGGAGACUGGGUCCCCAGUAACAUGAAGGUGCGCACCAAGCCGUGCAAUUGGUUUACCAACUAUUUUGGUAAAUAUUUUCUACCAAUGAUUAAAGAUUCGAACUUGCCUCCGGUCGGAGAGAUGUGCCCCUUUCGAAAGGGCGAAUAUUAUAUUAGAAACGCCAAGAUUGAGCCACAUAACUGGCCAUCAAUCUUGUUUCAGGGCCUAAACAAGUUCAUUAUUCUUUAUAAAAAGAAUGGACAAGUUUACGGCGGACUUGAGUUUGUCAUUGACUUGAUCGAUGCAAUCUGAUAAAUUGCAAUUUGAAAACAUUACAGAUGUAGAGAAUAUCUUAAACUGAUAUAUGCAAUUAAAACAAACAGUAUCUCGAGGGUA